Messenger RNA from Ipomoea triloba (trilobed morning glory), 1362 nucleotides. RefSeq names its product heavy metal-associated isoprenylated plant protein 6. Gene Ontology annotation, molecular function: metal ion binding. NCBI's taxonomy places the organism in Eukaryota, Viridiplantae, Streptophyta, Magnoliopsida, Solanales, Convolvulaceae. The record is from RefSeq and is a predicted model, not a curated record. Bases 150 to 1121 code for a protein of 323 amino acids. The transcript has 5 exons.
AGGCGUGUUUGAAAAUUUAUAUUCUAAUUUUCCCUCAUCUAUAUAUUCCACCUUGUAACAAUUUUCUGCCCACUCCGUGCAUUCAUAUUAGAUAUUACCUACCAGUUUAGAUUUCUCUCAGCUCUGAUCUUAAACGUUAGUUUCCGGUCAUGGGUCAGAAAGAAGAAGCGAAGAAGGAAGGUGGGGAGAAAAAGGGCGGCGACGCCGCUGUGAAGAAGGAGGAGAAGCCAACCGCCGUCGUUUUAAAGGCCGAUUUGCAUUGUGAAGGCUGUGCCAAGAAAGUCAGGCGUUCUAUUCGGCAUUUUGACGGUGUGGAAGACGUAAAGACCGAUUGGGAAAGUGGGAAAUUGACUGUGAAAGGGAACGUGGACCCAGCAUGGCUCCGUGACAUACUUGCAAGUAAGAUCAAGAAAAAGGUGGAGAUUCUUUCUCCUCAGCCCAAGAAGGACGGCGGCGGAGGAGGUGGUGCCGCCGGCGACAAAAAGUCCGAUGACAAGUCCGCUAAAAAGGACGAAAAGGACACUGAAAAGAAACCCAAAGAGCCUCAAGUGAGCACAGUGGUGUUGACGGUGCGGUUGCAUUGCGAUGGAUGUGCAGAUAAAGUAAAACGAAUCAUAAGGAAGAUUAAUGGUGUAAAAGACGUUGAUGUGGAUUUGGCAAAAGAUUUGGUCACCGUCAAAGGAAGCAUGGAUGUAAAAGAAAUAACAGCGUACCUAAGAGAAAAAUUGAAGCGGGGCGUUGAGGUUGUUCCUUCUAAAAAGGACGGUGGAGAGGGUGAGAAGAAGAAAAUGGUCGACGAUGGAGAGAAGAAAGAGAAGAAAGAAAAAGGAGGCGGUAGUGAGUCGUCUAAAGUGGAAGCAAACAAGAUGGAGUAUCAUGGGUUCCAAUCAAAUACGUUUUAUGCGAGACCAAUAUACAACCAAAGUUAUUACAAUCAAGAUUAUGGCUUGACAAUGUCUGAUCCAAGUUCAUCACACGCCGCCAUGGGGUACUCAUACCCAUAUGCACACGCGCCACCGCCGUAUAUGCAUGUGCCACCAACUCCUCCGCCGACAUAUGUACACGCACCCUCGCCCAAUAUGUUUAGCGACGAAGAUCCAAACGCCUGCUCUGUCAUGUGAAAACCCCAUUCAUCCUUAGGUGCACUGUUUCCUUGAGGGAGAGAGUUCAACCAAUUAAAUUGUAAAUAAAGCAUGCAUAGAAGUUAGAGACAAAAUAUAGAAUUAAUGUAUACAAAAAGUGUUGCUUUUAGCAUAUAGUGUAUUUCAAAAAACUUUGUAGUAUCAAAAUAGAUGAUGAAAAUAAAAAACUGUGUAGCAUCAAAAUACAUGAUGAAAUUUGAAAGGACGGAGUUUUAAUAAA